GAUACUCUCGUUACCGCGCAGCGGACUAAAACAGACAUUAACACUAAUAAUGGAUGAUCAGGGAUGCCCGAGGUGCAAGACGACCAAAUACAGAAAUCCAUCUCUGAAGCUGAUGGUGAAUGUGUGCGGACACACGCUGUGUGAGAGCUGUGUGGAGAUGCUGUUUGUCCGUGGCUCAGGUAACUGUGUGCAGUGCAACACUCCGCUCAGAAAGAGUAAUUUCCGCGUACAGCUCUUCGAAGAUCCAGCCAUCGAUAAAGAGGUGGAGAUCCGCAAGAAAGUUCUCAAAAUCUAUAAUAAGAGAGAAUUUGAUUUUUCCUCUCUGAAAGAAUAUAAUGACUACCUAGAGCAAGUGGAGGACAUUGUGUUUAACCUGACUAAUAACAUAGAUGUCGAAAGGACCAAGCAGAUUAUGGAACAGUACCAGCGGGAUAACAAAGACAUUAUACAGAAAAACAAAGCCAAACUAACACGUGAGCAGGAGGAGUUGGAGGAGCUGUUGUUACAGGAGCAGCAGGUUUCUGAGCAAAGGAGACUGGAGACCCUUCAGGAGGAACAGAGACAACUACAGGCCAAGAGGAAAAACAAACAGGCCCUGCUGGAUGAACUGGAAAUUUCCAAGUUACCAGCUGCUGUGCUGUUGGCCCAACAUAAAGAUCGAGCUGUUCAACUGGAGACACAGAUAGAAAAACAAAAGCAAAAUGUCAAGCCAGCAAACAUCUUCUCUACUGGAAUAAUGAUGGGUCAGACUGUUUCUUUUGCUUCCGUGUCUCGCGUAGAGGAGGUGUUGUACGUCUAUCAGCCUCUGUGCAUUGACACAUAUGGGCCGCCCGUUCCAGAACUGGAUCAAUUGGGCCGAUUAGGAUUCAGUCUUUUGAAGUCGAGAGCAGACAAGUCUCUGAGUGUUUGUGUGUAUGUGUGUGUCUGUGUGUGUGAGGUUGACAGAGAGACAGAUUGUUUUUUGCUAUUUGUCUUAGUGUGUUUUGACAGUGAGUUAGUGGAGAUUUAUGUUGGACUGGUUUGUGUUUUUGGAGGGUCAUGUAUGUAUUCACUUCCUCCUCACCCUCGGGGCGAACCCCGUCCUUUGUGCCCCCCGUUCUGUACCUGUAUAAAUACAGAUUGGGUGGGGCAUUUUAUUAAAGACAGCUGUGUGCGAUUGCGUCUUGAAAAGAGGUGAUUGGGUUGAAGUUUUCUUUCUUUCACACAAAAUGUCUUCAAGUGUGGUCAGCUGCAUAUGUGUGAUGUGUGCAUAUUGUUUGAAUAGAGGCUUUUUUGUUGUUGUUGGGGGUGGGGGGUAACUAUAUGCCUUAAUAUGUUCAUGUUCUCUUACAAUAUUGCAUAGAAAUAUAUAUCAAGUUUUGGCUUUACAAGUCUCCCUUCAUGGAUCAGUAAUCUUCCCAUCAAACCAUCUCAGGACACACAAACACAUAUUCAGUCAGUGAUGAGUGAUGUCUCUGGUGAGUUUUGAGACGUGUCUGCAGAGAGUUGGAUAAGGUAAUUAGUUUAAGAGGCAUUUGUUAUUGGACAGGACACAGCUUGUAUGCAAGUCUGUGUUUGUUUGGGUUCAGUAAAAUGUUUUAAAAGAAGUCUCUAAUGCUAACCAAGGCAUUUAUUAGAUGAAAAAGUAAAUGUUAAUAUUAUGAAAAAAAUUAAAUAACCGUUUUAAUAAUAAUAUAUAUAUAAAAUCUCACCUAUUUCUUUGAUAGCAAAGCUGUUUUGUCAGCAGCCAUUACUCCAGCCUGUGUCCUAAACUCUCUGAAACAUGCUAGUUAAAAUGCUUCUAUUUUGCAUUAUUUAAAAAUGUUAUGCAGAAUUUAUUUUCGUUUAAAUAUAAAUGAAAAGUUUUCACAAGUUCCUGAAUAUCUUAGUAUAAUUUUCUUUAGGUUACGUGGGGCAAUUGCCAAGGACUUGUCAUUCAUUUCCAUGCCAAUGUUUAGACUACUACUACUUCUACAGCAACACACUUCGCCAUACAUGAAGUCAUCUUGUGCUAGACAGGAAGUAAUCCAUCAGCAGGUCAGAAGAGGGCACAUGUGUGAACAGGGUCAGUAGCUUUAUUAUGUUUUUCGACAUAAAUCUGGUUGAUUGUUGUUUAUUUAGGUAAUAAAGAACAAGAGGUAUUGUGAAUAUAACCAUGCCCAAGGCAAAUAGUUAAAACCUAACAUCUACUACUUAACAAUGAAAAUAUAAAGCACACAGAAUUUCAUUUGACAAUUUUAUUAGAGUAAUUCAUCAAGUGUCAUAAUUCUAGAAGCUCUUCCUGACAUAUUUACUUUAUUUAAGUAAGCUUUAAACAACUAAAAAAGGUGUUUCACAUGUUUAGUGUUUUGCAGCACAGCUGAAUUUAACCAAUUUUUUACCAAUCAGCACUAGGGACCAGACCUAGUCUAGAAGGGUCAAUGCCUGCAGACACGUUUUCCAUCCAUUCCUCCAUCUCUUCUUGUCUAUAAGGCUUUCUUUUUUUGGAAACUGCAUCUCUUCUUGGCUGUAUGGCUUUUUUUUUUUUUUUGGAAACUGCAUUUUGAGAUUUGAUAUUUGCAUAUGCAAACAGGCCUAAAACAAAGAUUCUAGCCUUGGCUUUAAGAGUAAAUUUGGCUUGCAAAUGGCCCCUGUUUCUGUGUGUAAGAGGUAGCAAGAGAGGGCUGAACUUCUAAAACAUACCCCUAGGGUGCAUUGUGGAAAAAUGGACAAACUAAACUUGUUCACCUUUUCGCUCUCUCUCUCUCUCUCUCUCAGUCCACAUAUUUGAUUGAAUUUUGCAUUUUACAAUGAUGUGGCUUUUCCUUUGAGCAAGGAAUCUUCACACAUGAUCACCCAGAUGUAUAUGGGUGUGUGUUUUUGUUCACCUCAUUCAGAAUCGGUUGUUGCGUAUCUCUUUAAAGCAUAAACCAUGCUACACAUCUUCAUGCAUUACAGAUACACGCUGCCUCUGUAAACAGCUAUAAUUUCGGACCAGUAGGUUUUAAUGACCCAGGUCGUCUCUUGGCUCCUGCGUAGAUGAGUUUGCUCUCUGAACUCUGAUGAGGAUAUUUGUGUCAUGGAUGAGUUGUAGUUUGAUAUAUGUGCUACUGACAUAGCAGUGUGGGCAACCAGAUCUGUUUGAGGAAUGUGUGUGUGACACUGACCCUGUAAAAAUGACAGAUUGACCAGCAGCUGCUAGAGAGUUUUCUCUGCUUUUCUAAGGGAACAUUUCUGUGCUGAUUCCUGUGCUAGGAAAGUCUUUCUCAACUUAUAUUAGGCAUUAAAGAUUGGCAAGACACGCAGAUCCCUCUGACGGAGAAACACACACAUACACACACCAUCAUCACCACACUUUAAUUUUGGAUUAAUCACGAUUAAUCGUUAGUAAUAAUCGCUAGUAUAAUUAGUAAUUUAUUUAACUUUUUUUUUCCUAAUUUUUUUAUACAAAAAAUGUAAUUUAGUUUGUGAGAAAUAUACAGUCCCAUUUGUUAUUACAAAAGAUUUUUACUUAAAAUAAAUUCUUUCACUUUCAGAAUCCUGACAAAAUGUAGCAUUAUUUAGCAUAGUUUCAACAAAGAUAUUAAGUUGCACAACUGUUUUCAACGUUGAUAAUAAAAAAAAAUGUCUUAUUUGGUGAAAGCACAAAAUCAGCAUA
Molecule: messenger RNA, 3616 nt
Organism: Carassius auratus (goldfish)
Lineage: Eukaryota; Metazoa; Chordata; Actinopteri; Cypriniformes; Cyprinidae
Gene: mnat1
Product: MNAT1 component of CDK activating kinase
Exons: 9
Coding region: 50-1177 (375 amino acids)
Biological process (GO): nucleotide-excision repair; positive regulation of cyclin-dependent protein serine/threonine kinase activity; regulation of transcription by RNA polymerase II
Cellular component (GO): transcription factor TFIIH holo complex
Molecular function (GO): cyclin-dependent protein serine/threonine kinase activator activity
Source: RefSeq, a predicted model, not a curated record